AUGGUGCCUGAGAAGUUUGCAUCGGACACAGAAGAGACUGAAGUGGAGCAGGGAAAGCAAGUUAACAUAGACAACAGAAUCCAGAACCUGGAAACUGUUCAGGACCUGGAGAUUGAAAGAGAGGGGGGCCAAAAAAUCUACGUGCUGAGAGGCAGAGGCACCGCCGGCGGAACCACAGAGGGCCGCAACACGGGGGCCAGCGGCACCGUGCCAGCUGCAUUGGGGGCAGGGCAACACUCAGACUUGGGCACAGGAGCAGGGACCAAAGCCACCAUACCAGUCACCACCCCCGCAACAGGGGCACCCGCCACAACGACGGUAACACCACCCGGAGGCUGCGCAAGAGCAUCCUCGGCAGCAGACAGCUACUCGGCAUCCACCACGUCCGCCCAGGCGACACCCCUCUGGGGACACAAACAGGGAGCCCGACAGGAACACUUCGACACCGGGUACUCGUCGCCAGGACUAUCAUCCACCUCCAUAGGUGCCAUAGCAGCAACACCGGGAGACUGGACACGGUCACGCAACACCGCAGGCGACUCAAACAUCGGAGAUACCAUACAAUAUUCCACAGCAGGAACAUCCACAGGAACACGCUCAACUCAUGGCAAUGCACCACCACACUCUACCGAAGACACAGCAUCUAGAGAUGGGCCAGGCAGGGCGGAAGAGGCAGGGAAGCGGGCGGUAGGGGCGAAACUGCACAUUCCAUGGACGCAACAAUCACACCGCCAACUGGGCGGUCCGCAGAGACUGGCGACACCACCAGGCCACCCAAUGGGUGAGAAACGGCAGCCAUGUCGGCAUCACACAGAGUCCUCCAGUCCCUGCAGCGAGGGGAAGUCGUCCUCCCGGAAGAAGUUCACAGGGCUGACACUGCCAGCACCACAACCCACAGCUUGGUGCCCUGACAACUUGCACCAGAAGCAAGUCCAGGGUUGGUCAGCAUAG
Molecule: messenger RNA, 951 nt
Organism: Procambarus clarkii (red swamp crayfish)
Lineage: Eukaryota; Metazoa; Arthropoda; Malacostraca; Decapoda; Cambaridae
Source: RefSeq, a predicted model, not a curated record